GGCUCUAUUCUUCACCCUUAACCAUUCUCAAGCUUCGCUACGCAUACCCCAUUUCAACAACUCAACAGAUCAAGAUGUCCUCCUUUCCUUCAAGGCCCAAGUAACCAAGGAUCCAAACGGGGUUUUAGAUACUUGGAAGCCAAACACAUCUUUUUGCAAUUGGCAUGGAGUCCUCUGCAAUCCCAUGAAGAACAGAGUUACUGGUCUUACUCUUAGAAACCUUACCCUUGCAGGAACAAUUACUUCUUAUAUCGCAAAUCUCUCCUUCCUACGUCGUCUUGACUUGCAAGAGAAUAGUUUUCAUGGUACCAUUCCCAUAGACUUUGGCAGGCUUUUUCGCCUAGUUACUCUAAUUUUAGCUUCCAACAAUAUUCAUGGAAAUAUUCCUUCUUCACUUGGGCUUUGCUCUAGGCUUCAGGUCAUUGAUCUUUCAGAUAACCAGCUCCAAGGAACAAUUCCAUCAGAAUUAGGUAAUCUACUAGAGCUUCAAGAUUUGAGUUUUGCAAAGAAUAAUCUUUCAGGGAACAUCCCUUCCUCUCUUGGCAACUGUUCUUCUCUUAACAACCUCAUCUUAUUGUCAAAUAACCUCCAGGGGACAAUUCCCACUGAAUUGGGCCAUCUCAGUCUUCUUCUACAGCUGAACUUAGGGAACAACAAUCUUUCAGGUGAGAUUCCGCCAUCACUCUUCAACAUUUCUUCUUUGCUCAUUUUGGGCCUAGCAAAGAAUCAGAUUUCAGGCCAUCUUCCUUCGAAUUUAUUUACAACAUUGCCUAAUCUAAACACCUUGUUUGUGGGAGGGAAUCUGCUUCAAGGACACAUCCCUGGAUCUCUAUCCAAUGCUUCAAGCCUUGAAAAGCUUGAUCUCUCAACAAACCUAUUCACAGGAAAGGUUCCAUUGUUAUGGAAUCUUCCAAACAUCCAGAUUUUGAAUCUUGAAAUCAAUAUGUUUGUCAGUGAAGGGGAACACGGGUUGGAUUUUAUUACUUCUCUGUCGAAUUCUACUUCUCUGAGAGUAUUCUCAGUUGCAACCAAUAAACUGACUGGUCACCUUCCUUCCUCAAUUGGCAACCUCUCAAGCCAGCUCGCUUUGUUAGUUAUGGGACAAAACCAUUUUGAGGGAAACAUACCUGAAGGAGUUGGGAACCUGAGGAGUCUUAUUCAGUUAUCCAUGGAAGAAAAUGUCUUAACCGGACACAUUCCUUCUACAAUUGGAAACCUUCAAAACCUACAAAGCUUGAUUUUAGACUCCAACUAUUUGUCAGGUUCAAUACCUGAAUCAUUGGGAAACCUGACUCAAUUGUAUGAGCUGGGUUUGAGUGGGAACAAUAUUACAGGGAGAAUUCCUUCAAGCCUUUCAAGUUGUCAACGUCUCCAACUUUUGGAUCUGUCAAUCAAUGGCCUCAGAGACAACAUACCCAAAGAAAUCUUUAGCUUCCCGAAUCUAGCAACAGUUCUAAAUCCUUCAUGGAACUCUCUAAGUGGAUCUUUGCCUUCUGAAAUUGGCAACUUAAAGAUGGUACAGGGUAUAGACAUCUCCAACAACAGGCUUUCAGGAGCAAUUCCAACAACAGUUGGGGUCUGUUCAAAUCUGUUAUACCUGGAUCUGUCCAGCAAUUCCUUUCAAGGACUAAUUCCUGAUUCUUUAGAGGAGAUAAGAGGUAUAGAAUAUAUUGAUCUUUCAUCUAAUAAUUUGUCUGGCUUGAUUCCUUCACUUGGUACCCUUAAGUACCUCCAACUAUUGAAUCUCUCUGCUAAUAAGCUUCAAGGGGAGGUACCCAAAGGAGGCAUCUUUAGCAACACAUCUGCGGUUUUCCUUUCUGGAAAUCCAGGGCUCUGCGGUGGCCUUCCGGUGUUGGAACUACCCAAUUGCCCUGCCACUGGGAGCCGCUCUAGUAGCUCCAGGACCAGGAAGAUGCUGAUUGUAGGGCUAACUGCAGGCGCAGCAGCUAUGUGCAUUCUGAUUGUCCUCUUUAUGUUUUUAAUCAUGAAGAGGAAGAAGAAACAUGACCCAACGGUCACAGAUGUAAUUUCUUUUGAGGGUCCUCCCAGAUUGUACUCCUACUAUGUCCUGAAAUCUGCAACAAAUAAUUUCAGUAGUGAGAACUUGAUUGGGGAAGGGAGUUUUGGCUGUGUCUACAGGGGAGCUAUGAGAGAUGGGACUUUGGCUGCUGUGAAAGUCUUUAACAUGGACCAACAUGGAGCUUCCAGAAGCUUUCUAGCCGAGUGUGAAGCCCUUAGAUAUGUUCGGCAUCGGAACCUAGUGAAGAUCCUGAGUGCUUGCUCAUCUCCAACAUUCAAGGCUCUGGUGUUGCAAUUCAUGCCGAACGGAAGCUUGGAGAAGUGGCUUCACCAUGGGAGGGAAGAUGGAAGACAAAGGCUUAAUCUAAAGCAGAGAAUGGACAUUGUCGUCGAGGUCGCAUCUGCAAUGGAGUAUCUCCAUCACAACUGCGAAACCCCAGUGGUGCACUGUGAUCUCAAGCCAAGUAAUGUCCUCCUGGAUCAGGACAUGACUGCUCAUGUGGGGGACUUCGGACUCGCAAGGAUACUUCAUGGAGCUGCAUCCGAUCAUCAAAUCAGUAGCACUCUCGGCUUAAAAGGAUCAAUAGGCUAUAUUGCACCAGAGUACGGUUUGGGGGGCGGUGUGUCCACAAAGGGCGAUGUGUAUUGUUUUGGAAUACUUGUGCUGGAGAUGUUUACAGGAAAGAAACCAACCCAGGAGAUGUUCAGCGGAGAAUUUAGUCUUCGAAGGUGGGUGGAAGCAGCCGUGCCGGAUCAAGUGAUGGGGAUUAUGGACAAUGAAUUGGAGGGAGAUUGUAAAAUUUUGGGCGUGGAAUAUUUGAACUCAGUCAUACAGAUUGGUCUAUCGUGUGCCUCUGAGAAUCCAGUAGAUAGACCAGACAUGAAAGACGUUUGUGCAAUGAUGGAGAAAACUAGGGCUGUCCUCUUCACCGCUCCCACCGAAAUCUGCAAUUCGCAAUGUUAAACUGUACGACUGUUUGACUUUCAAGAAGAGGGAUAAAUUCCUCUCAAAUAUUUUUCUUGUAGAUUCGGUGAUGUGAAAUAUAAAUUGAGGUUGGUUGUAA
Vitis riparia (riverbank grape) is the source of this 3083-nucleotide messenger RNA. Its product is annotated as probable LRR receptor-like serine/threonine-protein kinase At3g47570. Gene Ontology annotation, biological process: protein phosphorylation; hormone-mediated signaling pathway. The record is from RefSeq and is a predicted model, not a curated record. Bases 185 to 2983 code for a protein of 932 amino acids. Gene Ontology annotation, cellular component: plasma membrane. The transcript has 2 exons. NCBI's taxonomy places the organism in Eukaryota, Viridiplantae, Streptophyta, Magnoliopsida, Vitales, Vitaceae. Gene Ontology annotation, molecular function: protein binding; protein kinase activity; ATP binding.